UCCCAACCUCCAUCGAUACCACGACACGUUUGUCCUGUAACACCAACAGUUGUCUCCAUAUCUUGGCUUGAAUUUACUGCAACUAUUCUCUGCCGCAUCAGACAUAAGCCACCUCAGCAUCACAACAGCUCGUUUUGCCUGGAUAUUCCCUUAUCGCGCCUUAUAUUAUUACCUAGCCACCGAUUGAUUGCCCGCGUGACACUCGAGUCAUCGUCUCGCGGGCAUCAUGUUCUCAGAAUAUGCGUCGAGAUUCCUCGCCCAGUCCCAAUCUCGCAUCAGUUUUGCUCCCACCGAUGAGCGGCGGAGUGCCGAUGCCCGAGUAAGGCGUCAAAAUCAAUCCGCACGACCACCUCCUGCCUCGAAGUCGUCCAACCCUCGAGUACCCAACCCCUACCAGCCAACCUCCUCUCAGCUAUCGGCUUUUCCCUUUGCAUCCCGCCUCAAUCCACAGCAGGCUCCCUUGUUCUACAGCGCCACGGAUGAGUUCCGUGAAGAGAAUGACGAGGAAGAACAUGAACGAGAAAUAGCGGACUAUUAUGCUCUUCAACGCUCGCGGAGGCAACUAGGCGCCAGUGAUCUCAAGGAGUCUUCCGAUGCAGGUGACGGAAGCGGGUCGAGUGUUAUUGGAGACAGCACUCAUAGUGGGCAUGCUCCCCAACACCGCUAUGGCCAUACGGGCGGCAUCAAAAGCUCAUGGCACGGUGGCGGUAAUCCCCCCCGCAGAACAUCACCUCACCUAGCCGAUUUGGCCGAAUCGACAGAAUCACAACCGGAUCCUUCUAGUCCCACGUCCUCCAGAGGGCUCAUGGUUGAUGUCGGACUUGGGGACACACUGCGCAGCGACUACGAUGACGACCCUCCAGAAGAUCUUAUUGAGAAUCCACCAUCUGUGCAGCGACUAAAGUCAGGGAAGGCGGAGAUCAGGUCCCCGGAUGCCUUGGGAGAUUCGGAUGAGGAUUUCUCUAUGCAACAACCUCUCUAUGAAUCUGGCAGCUUCCAGGACGAAAAUCAUCCCUCUCCCGCUAGUGUGCCACAAAGUCAAGAUCAACAACCGCGACACGAUUUUUUCUUCGGCCAGAUAUACCUCCUUGCCCUCGCCGCCAUGUUCACAACCUGGUUCCUGGUCUUCCUCCACACAGAACCACCCGGCAAAGGCACGCCUCCUCUGGGUGACACCAUCUACACGACAUUGCACAAAUCUUUUUAUCUCUUAGCGACUUAUACCCUCGUAGCGACUUUCGUUUCAUUGUUCUGGCUUGCAGCUCUCCGGUCUUAUGUCCGAAACCUGGUUUACGGUAUUGUUGUUGCUGUGCCCGUCAUACUCUACUCCUUUUCGCUUUAUCCAUUCAUAUCCAGCUUCAAAGGCGCCUGGCAUGGAUCAAGCAUCCAGGACACAAUCAUGAGAUGGAGUGCCAUCGUUCCAGCUGCCAUGGCGACCCUGUGGAUUUUGGCCGUGUUCCGCGGAAGGCUGGUGAUGCAGAAGGCGAUCUCAAUCCUUGAAUUUGCUACGAGAGUCCUCGCCGCUAACCCAGCAUUGGUCUUGGUCGGAUUCGCAGUUCUCGGCUUCAUCGUGGCUUUUACAUGGGUCUGGCUUUCCAUGUUCACCAGAGUCUUUCUAGGAGGUCAUCCUAGCACUCGGUCGGCGAUCACCAAGUUCGUCAUCGACACAUCGACCUGGUGGGUUGGAGUCUACUUUAUCAUUGUCUAUCUAUGGACGAUUGCAAUCGCAUUUGGGUUUCAACGUACAAUCACCUCUGCCACCGUCUCUCAGUGGUACUUUCACCGGCUAGCCAUUCCUGCACCCACCUCGCAAGCCAUUGUCAAAGCUGCCGUACACCAUUCGGCCACCACCUUGUUUGGAACUAUAUCCAUGUUCAUGGCCCUUGGCCUGAUGGUCAGACUGCCGUUGCUAGUCUUACCGAGGCGACUGACCAUGUUGAUUGGGGUGGCCAUGUACUCGUUCAUUCCAAGCCCCGUGAGCAUUCUCAUCAACCCUUUGACCCUCACCUACGCCGCAAUCCAUUCACAGCCGUUAAGGAUCAGCGCCCGAGGUCUCACACAGAUGCAUUACCUCGCACCAGGAGAUGCGUCGACUUCACUGCACCCAAAUACCUUUCGUUACAGCCGUGGCCAUGCACGAGAUGGUUGGAGCGGAGACGCAUCGCCCCUGUUGCCAUAUCGAUUGGCCAAACUCGUGCUGCACGCAACGCGCUUCAUCAUGUCGCUCGCACUUGGAUUUGGGGGUUGGGUUUCAACUGCACGCACGCUGAAACUAGAAGGAUCUGGGGUCCGGGGUAGUCUCUAUGCAUAUAUUGUCGGCUUGAUUGCUGGGGCCAUUGGCUGGGGGAUACUGGGUGCGAUGGAAGGAGUUCUUGCCUGCAUUGUUGACGCUCUGGUGGUUUGUUGGGGAAGCGAAGUAGGAAGCAGCGGUCAAGGGGAGGUCCGAUAUUGCCGAGAAGCCGGGCAUUUAUUCGGAGACGAUGAGACCACCAGAGGACCUGUCAGUCUGGCCUGACAUGGAAACGCUCCAUGAAGAUGGAUGCGACGAUUGCAUAAGGUAGACAGCAUUAGGUAGUGGUGGCGGCAGCUUCAGCUACGCGUGCCAACAAAUAUGAGCGGGCCCAUUGAGCACUCUGAGGUUAGAGUGACAAUUUUGGAGGGUGACGUCUUCUAAACUUAUCAAGGGGAGGAAAUGCUAUUUAUGAUCCAAGGUUCAACUAGCCAUACCAUUCUGACAUGGGAGGGCAAUGAAUUUUACGGUCUUGGAGCCCUAAAGAGGCGUGGCCUCCUUUUGAGGGAAGUCAAAUCAGCUAACAACUGCCAGUAAUGUCAACCUGCUGAG
This is a messenger RNA of Exophiala mesophila, 2842 nucleotides long. RefSeq lists its product as uncharacterized. The record is from RefSeq and is a predicted model, not a curated record. Gene Ontology annotation, biological process: transmembrane transport. Gene Ontology annotation, cellular component: plasma membrane. Lineage: Eukaryota; Fungi; Ascomycota; Eurotiomycetes; Chaetothyriales; Herpotrichiellaceae. Gene Ontology annotation, molecular function: transmembrane transporter activity. The coding region runs from base 227 to 2515 and encodes 762 amino acids. The transcript has 2 exons.